AUGGUUUCGUUAAUAUUUAAAGAUUUUAAAAAAGAAAAGAUUCCAUUAGAAUUAGAUGCAGAUUCUACUAUAGAAUCUGCCAAGGGUCAAAUUGCUUCUGAAAAAAAUUGUGAUAUUGAUCAAAUCAAAUUGAUCUAUUCAGGUAAGAUACUGAAGAAUGACGCUACUAUUUUAAAUUCUGGUUUAAAGGAUAAUGAUCAUAUAAUCUUUAUGAUAUCUAAAAAGAAGAAGAAAACUGAACCAGCAUCAACAGUUAAAGUAACAGAACCUGCUUCUGUGACUACUAAUGUUGAAACUCAAGCAGAAGGAACUCCAAACUCUGAUCCAUCAGCAAAUGCUACACCGGAAGUUCCUGCUGCUACAACUUCUAAUGCUGCCGCUGGUGACGAUACUGAAACUACUACUUCGGCUGCAGACCCAGGAUUUGUUGUAGGCACUGAAAGAAAUGAAACUAUCCAAAGAAUUAUGGAAAUGGGGUAUCAAAGGGAAGAAGUAGAAGCUGCUCUAAGGGCAGCUUUUAAUAACCCUGAUAGAGCCGUUGAAUAUUUAUUAAUGGGUAUACCAGAACAUUUACAACAUCAACAACCACAACAAUUACAACAAACUACCAUACAAACUGAAGGCGCAACAUCUGCCAAUAUGGAACUUCCAGCUGAAGAUGAUUUAUUUGCACAAGCUGCUAGAGGUAAUCAAGCCAACCAACAAAGUACAGAUGAUACUCCACCAGGAUCUAUUGGGUUAACCAUGGAAGACUUAUUAGCUUUAAGACAAGUCGUUUCUGGUAAUCCAGAAGCUUUACCACCAUUAUUAGAAAAUCUAACCACCAGAUAUCCUCAAUUGCGUGAACAAAUCAUGGCAAACCCUGAAGUUUUCGUAUCAAUGCUUUUAGAAGCAGUAGGUGAUAACUUACAACAUUCACUAGGUAAUGAUUUAGAUGGUAUUUCAGAAUUAGAUCAACAUCCUACAGCUAAUACAAACGGCGAAGUUACAGCUGAACAUGAUUCCGCUAUUGUAACUGAAACAAAUGAAGCUCCUGCUGCCGGCGAACAACCUUCCAAUAAUUAUAAUAUAUCUUUAACUGAACAAGAUGAACAAGCUAUUGGCCGCUUAUGUGAAUUAGGUUUCGAACGUAGUUUAGUGGUUCAAGUUUAUUUUGCGUGUGAUAAAAAUGAAGAAAUUGCAGCAAAUAUGUUAUUCAGUGAUUAUGCUGAUUAA
Molecule: messenger RNA, 1215 nt
Organism: Henningerozyma blattae CBS 6284
Lineage: Eukaryota; Fungi; Ascomycota; Saccharomycetes; Saccharomycetales; Saccharomycetaceae
Gene: RAD23
Product: Rad23p
Exons: 1
Coding region: 1-1215 (404 amino acids)
Biological process (GO): nucleotide-excision repair; proteasome-mediated ubiquitin-dependent protein catabolic process
Cellular component (GO): nucleoplasm; cytosol
Molecular function (GO): proteasome binding; ubiquitin binding; damaged DNA binding
Source: RefSeq, a predicted model, not a curated record